AUGUCCAUUCUGACGUACAACGGUAGCGCGAUCAUUGCCAUGGCGGGCAAGGACUGCGUUGCGAUCGGGAGCGACCUGCGGUUCGGCGUGCAGUUCCAGACGCUCGCCACAGACUGCCAGAAGGUGUACAGGAUGAACGACAAGCUCUUCCUGGGCCUCGCGGGGCUUGGAACGGACGCGCAGACGCUGUCGGAGCUCCUCAAGUUCCGCCACAACAUGUACAAGCUGCGGGAAGAGCGCGACAUGUCGCCACAAGCGUUCGCGCACAUGGUCUCCUCCGUGCUGUACGGAAGGCGCUUCGGCCCGUACUUCUGCGAGCCGGUGAUCGCGGGGCUGGACAAGGACGACAAGCCGUUCAUCACGGGCAUGGACUCGCUCGGCGCGAUGGAGACCUCGCCGGACUUCAUGUGCGCUGGCACUGCGCCCGACUCCAUGUGGGGGAUGUGCGAGUCGAUGUUCAAGAAGGACAUGGAGCCCGAGGACCUCUUCGAAACCAUCUCGCAGUGCCUCCUCACGGGCGUCGACCGGGACGCCAUGUCGGGCUGGGGCGCCGUCGUGUACGUCAUCACAAAGGACAAGGUCGUCGCGCGCACACUCCGGGGCCGCAUGGACUAG
Molecule: messenger RNA, 615 nt
Organism: Pedinophyceae sp. YPF-701
Lineage: Eukaryota; Viridiplantae; Chlorophyta; Pedinophyceae
Source: the annotation of a GenBank genome assembly